GAGCCCAGAGCAGGUCUGCACAGCUGCGCGCGCUGUCCGCGGUGAUGGGACCCAGCGGAGCGCGCUCCGUUUCUCCGGCAUGUGCGUGAGCUUUCCCCCGCGUGCCGUGUGAGCACAGUUGGAGCGCGAGCGCUGUUCGCGGUGCUGAAAGCAUCCAGAGGCGCGAGGACAGCAGCGCGAGGCUCUGACCGGCAUGAGGAGGAGGACGCUGUCCGCGGCGGGCUGCCUGCUCGCGUGGAGGGUAGUGCUGCUGCUCAGUGACAGCGUGGCUCGGUGUAAGGAGCUGGACCAUGCUGCGAGGACACGCCAGGUCCCGAUGUCUCCCUCUGACUUCCUGGACAAACUGAUGGGGAGGACUUCUGGCUACGACGCCCGGAUCAGACCGAACUUCAAAGGUCCUCCCGUCAAUGUUUCCUGUAACAUUUUCAUCAACAGCUUUGGCUCCAUUGCUGAGACGACCAUGGACUACCGAGUGAACAUCUUCCUCCGUCAGCAGUGGAAUGAUCCCAGGCUGGCGUAUUCCGAAUACCCUGAUGACUCUCUGGACCUGGAUCCCUCUAUGUUAGACUCCAUAUGGAAACCGGAUCUGUUCUUCGCCAACGAGAAGGGAGCCCACUUCCACGAAGUCACCACAGACAACAAACUGCUCAGGAUAUUCAAGAACGGCAAUGUUUUGUACUCUAUAAGGCUAACGUUAACUCUGUCGUGUCCCAUGGAUCUAAAAAACUUCCCGAUGGAUGUUCAGACGUGCAUCAUGCAGCUGGAGAGCUUCGGGUACACCAUGAACGACCUGAUCUUUGAGUGGCAGGAGAACGGACCUGUUCAAGUGGCCGAGGGCCUCACGCUCCCACAGUUCAUCCUCAAAGAUGAAUCAGACCUCCGAUACUGCACCAAGCACUACAACACAGGAAAAUUCACCUGCAUUGAGGUGCGCUUCCACCUGGAGCGUCAGAUGGGCUACUACCUGAUCCAGAUGUACAUCCCCUCCCUGCUCAUCGUCAUCCUGUCCUGGGUCUCCUUCUGGAUCAACAUGGACGCCGCACCGGCCCGCGUGGCCCUGGGCAUCACCACCGUGCUCACCAUGACGACGCAGAGCUCAGGCUCCAGGACCUCACUGCCUAAGGUCUCUUAUGUGAAGGCCAUCGACAUCUGGAUGGCCGUGUGUCUUCUGUUCGUCUUCUCUGCGCUGCUGGAGUACGCCGCCGUUAACUUUGUGUCGAGGCAACACAAAGAGCUGCUGCGCUUCAGACGGCACAACAAGAAUAAGAGCAAGGAAGGGGGGGCACAUGAGAGCAGGCUGACCUCUGCUGCCGCCGUGACCUCCACCCCGAGCAACAGCAAGGAGUCGAAGGCCAGCGCCAACAACGCCGUGAGUGCGCUGAACACGCCGGGAGCCACGGCACAGAACGCUACCCAGAAUGCACCUGCAGCAGCCAGUGGGGGUAAAAGCACGGAGGAGAUGAGGAAGCUGUUCAUCGACCGAGCCAAAAAGAUUGACACUGUGUCGAGGGCCGGCUUCCCUCUGGCCUUCCUCUUCUUCAACAUAUUCUACUGGGUCCUGUACAAGAUACUGCGGCACGAAGACGUGCACAAGCAGUAGAGACAAAGGACGAGAGAUUAUUCAGACGCACGAACAUCUGCAUUUCCUUCUCCAUGAACCCCUGAGAGCCAAUCAGGAUGAUCUUUGUUAUGAAGGCAUAAGGAUGGACAAACUGGAUCUCUGCCUGAAAACCACAGAAAACUUUUUUAAAGGUUCAUCUCGUUAAAAAUAAUCUUCUGAUAGUCUUUGAUACCAAUUCUGUGAUGUUGAAAUUAAAAAUGUUGUUGAAGAGUGCGUGGCAGACAUGACGGAGUAGCAGUGCCAGGAUUACGUCCUCCAUGUGGAAUUCAUUCUUUUCCAGUCUGAUAAUAUUUUAGUGGUGGAAAAUCUGACCUGCCAAAGACAAAGUUCUUUUCAGUUAACUGAAACCAGCUCGAUCAUAGCGUGAAGGAUACUGUGACUCACGGCCAGCUGAGCUGAAUGUCUCAACCACACGGUAUCAUAAGUGCGAGAAACUGCAGUUCCUCUAAUGGCCUCUAGAGGGCGGCUCCAAAAGUGAGUCAGCGCCUGUAGACUCGUAGACAAAAGGAGAAACUGGCGUGUUUACAGAAAACAGCCGAUCUGGUCUCUGUAGCUGAUUUCACCCUUUGUAACAACUCUAUCCAUUUAAACUGUAUUAAGGCUUUGCAUUCUGAGGGGCGUGGCCUUGUGAUAAACAGGUGGGUGGAGACACAGGUGGUGUAUCAGUCAGCACAGUGGUCUUGAGUUUGAAGCACAGCCUGCAGCUUCACCUCCAGUUCUGCUGUUUUGUGUGUAACAGAUGUGAGGAUUAGAUUUCUCUGAGAGGCCCAGACGCUGAUACAGUCUCAGCGAUCACAGGUCUGCUGUCAGCUGAACACAACAUAAAACCUCUGGAAGCUUAAAAGUAUUUAGAAAAAUAGCCAGUAAAAAGACGAUUUAAAGCAAAGUGCGUAGAUAUCCUGUGUGCUGGCCUGUGGACGUAUCUCAUCAGCAUACUAAUGUAAAAGUCUGAAAAAGCCGGAUUCCCAAACUGAAAUGCGGCAGGCGGCGUGCAGCUGAGCUCUGGCUCCGGGUGGAGAAGUGGAGCUUAGAUCUGUCUGUCUCUGCUCCAGUUAAAACCUCCGUCGCUCCACUGCAGUCUGAAAAGUGUGAGCUCGUCUGUUUAAUCCUCUGAAACCAAUACUGGUUCAGACAAAGACUGUACAUAAAAGACAGACAAAGACACUGUACCAUAACCGCUUAGUUUGUGAAGUCCUGAGUUUUCUAUGAUUUUUAUUAUUGUGGCUGUUCUCGUGUCAGAUCUGUUUCAGAUGUUCUCAGGCUGAGCUGAUCAGAAACCGCCUGGAAAGAAUCCGAGUGAAAGCCACAAGCCUGAGAAGGAAAAGGACUCUGAUGUCAGAGCCUUAAUGUCACCAUUCAGGCUGCCAAACGGGAAGCGACUACAUGAGCUAGCCUGGUUAGCAGACUGCAUGUAAGGGUGUGGAAAAACAAAGUAUCAUCCAAGUAAAAACCUUGAAUUUCGCUCACCAGAUACGACUCCAAGUACAGUGACCUCACAGCAGCCAUGUUAUUGGUUACACGAUGUCAUUAAAAUGCUCCAGAAGGCACCAACAGCACACACACGGUCCAGAGGUCCAGUUCAGGUGAAGCUAGCAGCUGCCUGUGUCGCCAUCCACCUGCUGCAGAGGCGGGAGUCUAUCGGGACUGGCUCACUGCCGGUGCCUCUAGUGGACGUCAGAGGAACUGCAGCACUGGUUUCAUCUUUCAGCUGAAGAACAAAACACUUGAGCCGCCCAGUUCAGGUUCCCUCUCCGUUUAAAGUGACGCUUUAAACAAAAGCUGUGCGUCUUUGGCAGCUUUCUGUUACUCACCAUCAUGGGAUCUGUGUGAGUCAGGUUUGAUGCACCCAUUGUGAAAGUUGUCCUUUCUGCACUGAUUUCCUCCCUGACACGCUGACAACGCCCUGAUGUUUCAUUACAGAGGUGUCAUACAUGCUUACACGACCCACACGCUCAAACCUCACUGCGUAUGUCGGGAGUGGCCGUCCCACGCUGCAGCGGCGGCGGCGCACAGUCACACUGGAAGCUCACACUCACUCCCUUUAAGAACAUGCGAGCAGCUAAACCCAGGUUCAUCCGUGAUGUGCAUCACAUUUCCAGUCUUCAUUUUCAUUUUUUGUGCAGACGCGCCGUGCGACAGAGUUUUGACAUUUGAAAUUCAGUUGGAGAAAAUGUGAGGUGCAGUCUGGAGAUUCAGGUUCAGGUCUGAAACGCAGCGAUUCUCUGCUUCGCUUGUCUUUGGGAUAAAUUACUGCUGGCUUACGUCACUUUGACCGUUCACGGAGUUUCUUUGGAAUUUUGUUGUGUUUUCUAGGAAGCAGUGUGGUAACUUUAAUUACUUUCAGCUGCUGACAUGAGCAGUGAGGGGGGAGCUGCAGCAUUCAGUCAUCUCCUUUUUAUAUCCUGCUGCAGUGAUCUGGCACGUUUAGCCAGUUUCCUAAUAAUGAAACCUCAUUUUCUGCACAAAGUUCACUGACACUGUGUCACAGUGACCUAAUCGCUGCUCCGUGGUGGUGCAGCGGCGCAGGGAGAAGGCUCCAGGUUUGAGGACUCUGCAACGAGGUGAGGAGGCAAGAUUAACCAAAUGUUGUUCAGGUGUCUGCCCGAGUGGUCUUCUGUUCAACAGGACUGGGUUAGUGGUGGUCGGCCUGUUCCAGCUGUGAUGCCAUUUUAGCCCUUUUAUUUGUUUUUGAGAAAUCUUUAUUUGUUUAAAGCGAACAGAAUAUUCCUGUGAUGGUGGCACAGUCGCACGUUGCUCUCCUCUGUGCUGUGAGUGCAGCACUCCUGUUGGAGAAGCAGCUUCACGUUCAGGCCACGUUUGUCCAAACUGUUUCCUGGAAGGAUGUUCAGUUAGCUUAACACGACGCCGUCGCUGCGUUAUUUACAUCAGUGUUUCCUCCCAGAAAUAUUUGCAUAGUUGUGAUGAAAACAGCCUCUCUGCAGGACGACGACCGUCUGCAGCUGUGUGCAGACUCUGCAUCACAUCCUGACUGUGCACGUUUGCGUCAUGUCUCUCAUUUCUGUGCUUGUGUCCAUCGUCUUAGUCCACAGUCAGAUGUCCUGAUUACUGCUUGGUAUAGAGUUAGGACACAGUCGGCGUGGAAAUCUACUUGUUUUGAUGAUGUCACAGUUGCGUUGCUGCUUUAUGUGCUUUGAUUUUGUGUUUUUGGUCAAUUUUAUGCAGCAUGUGUUUCAAACAGCUUUCAGGCUGAUUUUCAGAGAGUGAAAUAAAUUCAGAUUUAGCAGCUCAGGUUCAGAGUCGGCCUGGAAAGAAAGGCUGUGGGACAGGGAUAUGACACUGUGACGUAACAGGUGUGUAAUCUAUUACAUAUUCUUCUUUACUUUUUGUAUUGGAGAUUAUGUAUCGGAAUUUCAGGAGCGCCUCCAAACACGCUCCUUCCACCUGUCAUCUACUGAGGUUCCCCCAGCUCUGCAAGCCGAUCAGUCUCGUUUACGUGCCCCUCCCUCCUCGUUCUCCAUUCUUUAACUUCUUCACUUCUAUUCAGUACAUGAGGAUCUGCCCGGGAGCCGUCGCCAGUCCCCUUCGAGGCCUUCCCCAAACCGCAGCUCAAUUCAUGUCCAAGCAUCACCUUUACCCUCUAAAACGCUGUCAAACCUAAAAUGAGGACGUGGGCCCAGCGAGUGAAGUAACUUUUUUUGUUUUAUUUCCUCCCUGUGAAAGAUAAUUCGUUACAUCACCCAUUACAUUAAAUUAAAGCGGACUCGCUUGUUUAGCUACAUAUCACAGCCUGUAUAUAAAAGAUGGAUUUUGUAACACUGCCAAAUGUUUUUAGAGCCAGAAGUGACCGUACUUACAGGAGAAGGUGGUGUGCUAAGUUAUUAGCUAAUGCUAGCCAGGCUGGUUAGCAGUCUGCAUCCACAGGCAACAAAUACCAGCUGAUCACUAAAAUCACAUUAAAAACCUGGAAUUUCACUCAGUAAAACUGUUCAGACUUGUUGGACAGUAACCUCACAGCUGACAUUUGAUUGGUCAGAUAAUCAUUAAAACAGCACAAACACUGUCCAGAGGUCAGUUCAGGUGAAGCCUAGCAGACAGCUAGCAGCUAAAGCCGCCUGUGUCCUCGUCCUAUCAGGAGGAGAACGUGUUUGUUCUGCUGUGUGAGUCUCUGGGGGCGGACUCACUGCUGGAGCCUCUGCUGCACGUUAGAGGAACUGCAGCCUGUGUAGAUGUUUACUUCUGUUGGAGCAGUCGGUCACAUGUCAGUGACUCUGGAUGAGUUUACAGCACUGUUUUCACUCUGUGACACACACACACACACACACUGUAUAUUUGUGUUGUCGGUCCGAGGUUAUUCAUUUCUUUGAAACACAAAUAAGGUUUAAAAUCUUUUAACGUUCAUAUCGAUGUGUAUCUGAAUCUGUGUGCUUUGUUCUUUUUGCUUCUGUUGGGACACAAACGCUGUUUCAUGGGCCGAGCGGCUCAUACAGACUGUCUGAAUCCAGCUCGGCUCUGGAGCCCUGAGGUCCCUCGCUGCAUCUGGAUACGAAGAAAAUAAUUUCACAGUUUAUCAGCCGUUAAUUUUGCAUCUGUUGUGUUUGUAUUUCUACUUGCGCUGUGGUGAACGUGUCGAUUUGUGGACAUAAAGUUGUCGAGCUGUGUGCGUACUGCGACUCUUUGUUCACUGCACUGUAAAAACGAAGCCGACUGCACGUCAGAGCCGCGGCGGGUCUGACAGGUUUUAUUUCAUCACUGCAUCCUUGUAGUCGUUGUUGAGACUUUCUCUGCUGUGUUCAGUUUAAAAGAGAAGAACAUCCGUCAAACAUUCCUUCUACAUUCCAGUUCAGAGCGCACACACACACACACACACACACACACACACACACACACGUUUUUGUAAAAUAAGAUGUGCAUAUUUUACAUGAAACUCUCUCAGACUGAAAUAAACUUGGGAGCCACUUCUUAACGA
Messenger RNA from Pelmatolapia mariae (spotted tilapia), 6548 nucleotides. It is a transcript of the gene glra3, whose product is annotated as glycine receptor, alpha 3. The record is from RefSeq and is a predicted model, not a curated record. The coding region runs from base 194 to 1600 and encodes 468 amino acids. Gene Ontology annotation, cellular component: plasma membrane; synapse; neuron projection. The transcript has 9 exons. NCBI's taxonomy places the organism in Eukaryota, Metazoa, Chordata, Actinopteri, Cichliformes, Cichlidae. Gene Ontology annotation, biological process: nervous system process; regulation of membrane potential; chloride transmembrane transport. Gene Ontology annotation, molecular function: transmitter-gated monoatomic ion channel activity involved in regulation of postsynaptic membrane potential; excitatory extracellular ligand-gated monoatomic ion channel activity; transmembrane signaling receptor activity.